Molecule: messenger RNA, 843 nt
Organism: Macrosiphum euphorbiae (potato aphid)
Lineage: Eukaryota; Metazoa; Arthropoda; Insecta; Hemiptera; Aphididae
Source: the annotation of a GenBank genome assembly
AUGGUGUACUUACACUUUCCGACGAAUCUGACAGAAGAAGAACUCAUGCUGCAAAACAAGUAUCAAAAAUUGAGAAAAAAGAAAAAAGCAUUGCAAGUGCAAAAAACACCUCGACCUGAACCUGAGCCUUCGCCUGUACUCAAUCCCAAAAGGCCCAAAGAAACAGCUCGGGACGCAAGGGAAAUAGCGAAAAAACUAUUGAAGUCUGGUGCUAUAGGACCGAUAAAAAAAGUACCCAAUCGUACAGAUCAGGAAUCAUUUAAGAGACCUUGUGGAAUGGAACGCAAACUGUUGAUUACUACUCAGGCUUUAAGUAGCUAUCAACCGUUUUCGGCAGCUUCACCGGUCAUCAAAACAACUGAAGUCAUUCCCGAUAGCACUCCAAAAGCAACCCCUACUACUAAAUUCACUAAUUUGUAUAGUAGUUUUGUUUCUUCCACUUCUAAAACCACUCCACCAGCUCCGAGUUCACCAGAACCAGUCCCCGAACAACCCACUCGUAAGGACAUCACUAUAUUUGUUGGAGGAAGUAGUGCAAUGACUGAAGAAUUUUUAAGAUCUACAUUUAGUAAAUUUGGUACAAUAAUUAAUAUAUCAAUGGAAAUAGAAAAAAAUCGAGGGUUCAUCACGUUCAACUCCCCAGACACUGCUGAUAAAGCAGUAGCUCAAAUGAACACCACCACAGUCUCUGGUAUUAAAUUAAAAGUUUCUAUUUCACGAAAUCAGCCUAUUGAAUUUGGCGAUAAAGGAAUUAAUUCCUGGAAUGCCAUUGCUACUAAUAAAUCACAAAAAGGAAAUCAACGAGAUGAUCGUUCACUGGUGACAUACGAUGAUUUAUUUUAA